Branchiostoma floridae (Florida lancelet) is the source of this 1092-nucleotide messenger RNA. RefSeq names its product transcription factor HES-4-like. The record is from RefSeq and is a predicted model, not a curated record. The coding region runs from base 78 to 893 and encodes 271 amino acids. Gene Ontology annotation, biological process: regulation of neurogenesis; regulation of transcription by RNA polymerase II; anterior/posterior pattern specification. The transcript is spliced from 2 exons. Gene Ontology annotation, cellular component: nucleus. Lineage: Eukaryota; Metazoa; Chordata; Leptocardii; Amphioxiformes; Branchiostomatidae. Gene Ontology annotation, molecular function: RNA polymerase II cis-regulatory region sequence-specific DNA binding; DNA-binding transcription factor activity, RNA polymerase II-specific; protein dimerization activity.
AAGUUUGGCCAUUUACCUCAGUCCAAACGCAGACACCAAAGCUACGUUACCACAGCGUCCUUGGAUCUCCUGACAACAUGAAGAUCGCCAACAUGCCCGCAUCUACGGACUUCACCGUGAAGCGUCCAGGCGAGAGCCGCAAGUCCUCCAAGCCGAUCAUGGAGAAGAGACGCCGGGCUAGAAUCAACGACAGCCUGAACCAGCUCAAGGCUCUCAUCCUUGCCGAUCUCAAAAAAGAUAGCUCUCACUCGAAGCUUGAGAAGGCCGACAUUCUGGAGAUGACCGUCAAACAUCUCCGCAGUCUCCAGAGGCAGCAGCUCACGGCCGCCGCCAACACGAACCCGUCCCUGCCCGGCCAGUACCGCGCCGGCUUCAACGAGUGUCUGAUGGAGGUGAACCGCUUCCUGGGCGCUUCUGACAGCGUGGACACCCAAGUCAGGCAGCGGCUGCUCAACCACUUGGCCGGGGCCUGCAGCCCCGCUCGUCCCGGGACGUACCCCACCGCCCAGCCCGCAGUGUUCCCGCACGCUCAGCCUGUCCAGGUCCAGGUUCCCGUCGCGCCCACCGGCGGCCAGCACGUACAACUGUCGCCCGUGCAAGCCCCGUGUCCUCAGGCCGGCCAGACGACGAUGUACGGCGGGAUCCCCGUGGUGCCCCGCCAGGUCUCAGGAGGGGAGCCGGUGACUGUUCUGCUGCCCAGCCAGGCGUUCCCAGGCGGCCAGGUACCCAGUCACGUCAUCCCCGUCUAUCCGCAAUCCUACGGACUUGUUGAAUCUCAUUCACCAAACGGACUUAAGAUCAAAACCGAGCCGACCUUCAACGGACUUACAAACACCACAAAGUACGGACUACCUGCACCCGCCACAGCAGAAAAGAUGUGGAGACCGUGGUGAGAAACUACAAUGUCUGAACAUUACACGUGUGUCUCUACUACAAUUUGUAGAGUCUACAAUGAUGGAACUCUUGAAAUUCCGUGUUAGGAGACUACCUAUGAGAGAAAUGUUGUACAUAUUCAAAGAUAUUUGUUUAUAUGAGAAUUUAUAUGCACUAUUUUUUAUACUCUGACUCCGACAAUAAAACAUCGAAAUCUAA